Molecule: messenger RNA, 842 nt
Organism: Brienomyrus brachyistius
Lineage: Eukaryota; Metazoa; Chordata; Actinopteri; Osteoglossiformes; Mormyridae
Gene: cib3
Product: calcium and integrin binding family member 3
Exons: 6
Coding region: 36-599 (187 amino acids)
Molecular function (GO): calcium ion binding
Source: RefSeq, a predicted model, not a curated record
CAUCACUCGGUACCGAAGCUGGUGAUGGCGAAGGCAUGGGGAACAAACAGACCAUCUUCACCCCCCAGCAGCUAGACGCUUAUCAGGACUGUACGUUUUUCACCAGGAAGGAAAUUUUACGGCUGUUCUACCGUUACCACAACCUGGCACCCCAGCUGGUCCCCCUGGACUACACCGGCAAGCCAGAUGUGAAGCUGCCGUACGAGCUGAUUGGAAGCAUGCCGGAGCUGAAGGACAACCCAUUCCGGCAGAGGAUAGCCCAAGUUUUCUCGGAGGAUGGCGAGGGCAACAUGACCUUGGACGACUUCCUGGACAUGUUCUCUGCGCUGAGCGAAAUGGCCCCACGCGACCUCAAGGCCUACUAUGCCUUUAAGAUCUACGACUUCAACGACGACGACUACAUCUGCAAGUCAGACCUGGAGAAGACGCUGAACAAGCUGACUCGCAACGAGCUGACCGAGGAUGAGGUGAGCAUGGUGUGCGAGAAGGUGAUCGACGAGGCCGACCUGGACAACGACGGGCGCCUCUCGCUGGAGGACUUCCAGCACAUGAUCGUCCGUGCCCCCGACUUCCUCAGCACGUUCCAUAUCCGGAUCUGAGGGACACAGCAGGAGGAUCAGGAUGGGGAAAAGAUGAGAUGUUGCCACAGGACCAUUAAGGAAGGCAUUUCUGCUGGGUCUUCAGUGCCUGGAAGCCUGUCCAUGAUUGAUGUUUCAGAUCCUUCAGAAUUACUGAAAGUACUCUGACGCCUGAUCCCGGGUGACAGCGAUAUCGAUGUUACCGCUGAGGAGCUCAUUCUUCAGAGGAAUGUUUAUCCCCAUCAUAUUACAGGGGUUACUAUA